This is a messenger RNA of Anopheles merus, 1588 nucleotides long. Its product is annotated as phenoloxidase-activating factor 2-like. The record is from RefSeq and is a predicted model, not a curated record. Bases 196 to 1476 code for a protein of 426 amino acids. The transcript has 3 exons. Gene Ontology annotation, biological process: proteolysis. Gene Ontology annotation, molecular function: serine-type endopeptidase activity. Lineage: Eukaryota; Metazoa; Arthropoda; Insecta; Diptera; Culicidae.
GUCCGCGUAGCUCAAUCCACUACUGACCGCGGACGGUGUCGCACGCGGUUCGUUGUGCAGCCUCACUCGCAUCGAAUCUGCCGGUAAGCUUCCGAACCGGGUGCCAUUGAACGUGUUUAUUGUUAGUGCGUGCGUGUGUGUGUGCAGUGUUUGGAGGUCCAUAGGCCCAUUCCCAAAACACAUCCCAACGACACAAUGCUAUCGCGAACGGUUGCGGUGCUUGCCGCGGUAGCGCUAAUGGCGGGCCUGGUCGCCUCCCAGGAUACGCUCGACGACCUCUACCUCUCGCUGUACAAUCUGACUGAGAACAAAAACACUGUCACGGAACCGCCAGCACCACCGCCGGCGCCGGCAGCAGCAGCAGCUCCGGCAGCGGCCCCCGCCCCCGCUCCGGCCCCUGCCCAGCCGCGCUACACCUGCACCGGCGAGUGUGUGCAGUACUAUCUGUGCAGCGACAACAAGAUCAUCACCGACGGUGCCGGCAUCAUCGACAUCCGUGUCGGUGAAGAUCCGGCCGAGGAGUACGAGUGUCCCCACUUCCUGAACACCUGCUGCGAGAAGGACUCCGUGCUGGACGUGCCGCCACCAAGCGCUACCAAGGCACCGCCGACCAGCGUGCCGGAUGCGCGCCGUCCGACCUGCGGUAUGCGCAACGAGAACGGCAUCGGCUUCCGCAUCGAGGGCCAGAAGGAUGGCGAGUCCGAGUACGGCGAGUUCCCGUGGAUGUUGGCCGUGCUGCGGGAGGAGCGUGUCGCCGACAGCAACCUGAACGUGUACGAGUGCGGUGCGUCGCUGAUCGCGCCGAACGUGGUCCUUACCGCGGCCCACUGCGUGUUUAACAAGCAGAAGGAGCAGCUGCUGAUACGGGCCGGCGAAUGGGACACCCAGACGCGCAACGAGCUGUACCAGCAUCAGGAUCGCCGGGUCGCCGAGGUCAUCACGCACGAAGCGUUCAACAAGGCGUCGCUGGCGAACGAUGUGGCACUGCUGAUACUCACCGAGCCGUUCCUGCUGGCCGAGAACGUGCAGCCGAUCUGUCUGCCGCCGAAGGGGACGUCGUUCGAUCGCACCAAGUGUUUCGCCUCCGGCUGGGGCAAGAACGUGUUCGGCAAGGAGGGCAAGUACCAGGUGAUACUGAAGAAGGUCGAGCUGCCGGUGGUGCCGCACACCGAGUGCCAGCAGUCACUGCGCAGCACGCGGCUGGGCAAGCGGUUUGCGCUGCACCAGAGCUUCCUGUGCGCUGGUGGCGUGGCUGGAAAGGACACAUGCCGUGGCGAUGGAGGCUCUCCGCUGGUGUGCCCGGUUCCGGGAUCGCCCACCCACUACUAUCAGGCGGGUAUUGUGGCGUGGGGCAUUGGCUGCGGUGAGAACGGCAUCCCCGGCGUGUACGGCAAUGUGGCGUUCUUCCGCGACUGGAUCGAUCAGCAGCUGGUGCAGCGUAGCAUUCUAGCACGGGACUAUGUCUACACGCCGUAAGCUAGCUCUUGGACUCUACUCUUUCGACGAAAAAUGGAGACAAUCGUUUAGUAACGUGCAGCAUAUACUUGUAUUAAGGUUGAAAUAAUAAUAAAAACCUAAAAAAAGUCAA